UCCGCCCCGGCCGCCAGCGGGCGCAGAGGCGUCUGGAACCCGGACCCGCCCGGGACAGUACUCUGGCCCCGCGGAGCCAGCGGAGCAGGUAACUCCAUGCAUUGGAGACCAUGGAUAAAUAUGACAUGAUUAAGGCCAUUGGGGAAGGUGCCUUUGGGAAAGCAUACCUGGCCAAAGGGAAAUCAGAUAGCAAGCACUGUGUUAUAAAAGAGAUCAAUUUUGAAAAGAUGCCCAUCCAAGAAAAAGAAGCUUCAAAGAAAGAAGUCAUUCUUCUGGCGAAGAUGAAACAUCCCAACAUUGUAACCUUCUUCAGUUCAUUUCAAGAGAACAACAGGCUGUUUAUUGUGAUGGAGUACUGUGAUGGAGGGGAUCUCAUGAAAAGGAUCAAAAGACAACGGGGAGUGUUACUUAGUGAAGAUCAGAUUCUGAGUUGGUUUGUACAGAUUUCUCUAGGACUGAAACAUAUUCAUGACAGGAAGAUCUUACACAGGGACAUAAAAACACAGAACAUUUUUCUUAGCAAGAAUGGAAUGGUUGCAAAGCUUGGGGACUUUGGUAUUGCAAGAGUCCUGAACAAUACCAUGGAACUUGCUAGAACUUGUGUUGGAACGCCUUACUACUUGUCCCCAGAGAUCUGUCAGAAUAAACCCUACAACAAUAAAACGGAUAUUUGGUCUCUUGGCUGCGUCUUAUAUGAGCUCUGCACACUCAGACAUCCUUUUGAGGGUAACAACUUACACCAGCUGGUUCUGAAGAUUUGUCAAGCUCAUGUUCCUCCAAUACCUCCACGGUUUUCCCAUGACCUACAGUCCUUAAUAUACCAGCUCUUUGAAGUAUCUCCCCGAGAUCGACCAUCCAUUAGUUCCAUUUUGAAAAGGCCCUUUUUAGAGAACCUUAUCGCCAAAUACUUGACUCCCGAGGUCAUUCAGGAAGAAUUCAAUCACACCCUCAGACAUAAAGCAAGAUCGUCUGCUUCUCGACCUGCUGGGAAGGUGGUCCCAGAUUUUAAAAUACAGAAAGUGAGAUUCCAGGGAAAGUGCCUGCCAAGAUCAAGGAUAUCAGUGCCAUUUAAAAGGAAGGACAUAUUAUAUAGAAAUGAAUGGAGACCGCCAGCUGGAGCCCAGAAGCCCACAUCUAUAAAAAUGUUAGAAGGACCCAAACUUGCUGCAGUGUGUGGACAUUAUGAUCAUUAUUAUGCUCAACUUAACUUGUUGAGGAAGAGAGCCAAUGGACAAAAUUACCACUAUGUUCCUCAAAAAGAUACCAGAGUUGAGGAGAAUUAUAAUCAGGAAGAAAGCCACAGUCCAUCUCCAGGUCAAUGGCUUGCUGAAUACCUUCAGAGGAAAUGUGAAGCUCAACAACAUAAGCUGAAAGUGGAAAAGCAAUUGGGUAUUCGUCCAUCUUCCGCUGAGCCAAAUCACAAUCAGAGACAAAAGCUAAGAAGUAAUGGGGAAGAGCCUGGAUUCCAGGAGCUGCAGUUCCAGAGAAAUGAAAGGAAGGAACAGGAAUACUGGAAGCAACUAGAAGAAAUACGCCAACAGUACCACAAUGAUGUGAAAGAAAUUAGAAAGAAGAUGGAGUGUGAACUGGAGGAAGACUCAACAAUAAGUCAUAAAACGUAUUUGGUGAAGAAGAGUGACCUGCUCAUCCACCAAGAGGCACCUGAGGAGGAAGCACCUGUGCAGGAUAUUGAAAGAGACUUGAAACAAACUGGACUUCAGAACACAAAGGAAAGUAAAAUUCCAGAACAAAAACAUAAAGCUAAGAGAGGGGUAAAGUUUGAAAUUAAUUUAGACAAAUGUAUUUCUGAUGGAGACACCCUCCAAGAGGAAGAGGCAAUGGAUAUACUGAGUGAAACUUUGACCUUUGAGGACGGCAUUAAGUUUAAGGAAUAUAAAUGUAUAAAGGAGCAUGAAGAUUAUACAGACAAAGCAUUUGAAGAACUCUGUUGCCUGGAAGCAGAUGCUGCCGCUGCAGAGGACAGGAGACAGUGGGAUGCUGGGCCUCCUCAGACUCUGCUACAGAUGAUGGCCGCGGCCGACGUCACCUCCACCGGCUCCACUGCGCCUGAGGACGGCCGAGUGAUUGUGAUUGAAGGCAUUCCAGAAAACAGGAAACAGUGGAGGCUUGAAACACCGGGAACUUUAAUGAGGGUUUUGACAGCAGCACAUCUAGCAAGUAGCUCAUCUUCUGCCAACGAUGGAGAAUUUGCUCCAGUUGCCCUGCUGGAAAAUGAGGGACCGUGUGGAACAGAGAGACAAGCCAUCCCAAGUGGAGCCAUGCUAGACCAGCCAACCUCCAGGUGGCCAGUGGGACCAUUAAAACAAUGGCUUCCUAAAGAAGAUGAGGGGAAGGUAGAAGUGGCCUCUGACAUCGAAGUAGAUGAAGAACAAGCAGAACCAAGAUCUGAUGAUGAUGAUACAAAUUUUGAAGAAUCUGAAGAUGAGUUGAGAAAUGAAGUAGUAGAAUCCCUGGAAAAACUCUCUACUUCCAAAGAGGCAGAAAAAAGGGAAGAGGUUUCCAGUUCCUCUAACGAUGGAAAAGAAAGAGAGGGGAUAGGCAUACAGAAAUAUGCAGAAUUAAAUGAAGGUUUGGAGAGUAUUUUUACUCCAUCUGAUGACAAAAUUUGUAUUGUUGAUGAAGACCCAGGAACAUCAACCACCAGUCAAAAUAUACAAAUGUGAUUAUUGAACUUUUUCUUAAGUAACAAGUUAGUAUCUAUUACAGCAUCUCUUCGGGAACAGUCAUAAAUAUACAUUUAUUGUAAGGGUUUUCCAGUAAUCCCAAGGCUUUAUUAGUUUUCUUCUCAAUUUAGACAACAGGACUAACUUCUGAAUAUAGAAAUUAAUAUUUUUACGCUAAGAAAUCUUUCAGAUAAUAUAUGUGGUUGGCAGAGUUAUGUGGCUCCCCUCACCCCACAUGCACCCAAAGAUGUGAAUAUAUUUUUACCUGGCAGAGGGGAAUUAAGGUUGCAGAUGGAAUUAAGGUUGCUAAUCAGCUGACCUUAAAAUAGGGAGGUUAUCUUGGAUUAUUCAGGUGGGCUCAACGUAAGCACAAGAGUCUUUGAAAGUGGAGGAGGGAGGGAAAGGAGAGAACCAGAGAGGUGGCAGCUGAGAGGGAUUCAGCUUGAUGCUGCUGCCUUUGAAGAUGGAGGAAGGGGCCACAAGCCAAGGAAUGCAGGCAGCCUCUAGAAGCUGGGAAAGGCAGGGAAACGGAUUCACCCCUAAGGCCUGCAGAAGGAAUGCAGCUCUGCCAACGCCUUGGUUUUAGCCUAGUGAAAUCCACUUUAGAUUUCUGACCUAUGGAACUGUAAGAUAAUAAAUUUUUGUUGUUUUAA
This is a messenger RNA of Balaenoptera ricei (Rice's whale), 3337 nucleotides long. It is a transcript of the gene NEK5, whose product is annotated as NIMA related kinase 5. Lineage: Eukaryota; Metazoa; Chordata; Mammalia; Artiodactyla; Balaenopteridae. The record is from RefSeq and is a predicted model, not a curated record. Gene Ontology annotation, molecular function: protein kinase activity; ATP binding. Gene Ontology annotation, biological process: protein phosphorylation.